UACUAGUUGAUGUUCAACCCCCCUUUGCGAGAUACCGUAGCAAUUUGUAUUUUGUCUUUCUUCCUCUUCUUUCAUUCACUAUUACUUCGGUCGACAGGAUACUUUUAAUAAACGAGUGUGCGUAGACGCGUGUGAUGAUUCAAAACAUUGCGUGUGCUUCAUGAAGAAUGUUUGUGAAUAUCCAGCGAUUUUUCAAUGAUAAUCGAAAUCUUCAAAGAUGUUGAAACGAUCGAAGCUUAUUCUGGAUGGUGGACGUGCUGGAUCCUUAGCACGGAUCCGUCGUCUUGCAUGAUCUUCCAAGAAAGUGACAGGCAAAGUGGCUGGUGGAUUCCAAGACAUGUUGAACGUAAUGGCGGCUGUGACGACAAGUUUACCAGGUCAAAUAGAAUCAGAAAAUUCAGCAACGCCAAGUAGUACUGCUUCAUCAACAACAGGAAGUGAUAACAAUGUCAGCACUGCUGUACCAGCAGGCAAUCCAACUGUUGAGAAUCUUCCAGACAAUGUUAAUAUCUUCGUUGUGGUGAUGAAAGGUAUUGUGAUGGGUAGUAUCAUAACCACAGCGGUUCUAGGAAAUGCACUUGUGAUCGCUAGUGUCCGGAAACACAAGAGACUUCGGGUCGUGACAAAUUGCUACGUUGUGAGUCUAGCAGCUGCAGAUUUGUUAGUUGCCAUGUGUGCUAUGACCUUCAAUGCAUCAGUGGAGUUAUCUGGAGGCAGGUGGCUUUUCGGUAGAUUUAUGUGUGAUGUUUGGAAUUCUCUAGACGUUUACUUCUCAACUGCCUCAAUCCUUCAUCUCUGUUGUAUAAGCGUCGACAGAUAUUACGCUAUUGUCAGUCCGUUGGAGUAUACGGUCAUCAUGAAACAAAGCACCGUCGGAUGUCUUCUUGGUGGAGCUUGGAUUCUACCAGCACUUAUCAGCUUUAUGCCGAUAUUUAUGGGAUGGUACACCACCAAUGAACAUUUAGACAACAUGGCCAAAAAUCCAGAGCUUUGUGCAUUUGUAGUUAAUCGACCAUAUUCAAUAAUUAGUUCCUGUGUGUCUUUUUGGAUUCCUGGGAUAGUCAUGAUCAUCAUGUAUUGUCGGAUCUAUAAAGAGGCAGUACGACAAAGAAAAGCACUCAGUAGGACCUCCAGUAACAUUGUGCUCAAUAGUGUGCAUCACCAUCGGACAUCAACACGACAUCAUCGUCAUCAUCAGCAACUGUUGCUCCAGGCGGCUGCUGAUACUGGUGAGCUUGCUCUCCAUACAGCUCAGUUCAAAGCACCCACUGAACUUCACGCCAUAAACGGAGAGAAACAUGGCGGUUGAUUACAAAAUGACUGGUGAGGUAGGUAAAUGAAGACAAGAUGGAAAAAUAAAUUACCUGGGGUUCCAAGCGAGAGACUCACUGGCACAACAAC
Chelonus insularis is the source of this 1401-nucleotide messenger RNA. Its product is annotated as octopamine receptor beta-3R-like. The coding region runs from base 338 to 1309 and encodes 323 amino acids. The record is from RefSeq and is a predicted model, not a curated record. The transcript has 4 exons. Gene Ontology annotation, molecular function: octopamine receptor activity. Gene Ontology annotation, cellular component: plasma membrane. NCBI's taxonomy places the organism in Eukaryota, Metazoa, Arthropoda, Insecta, Hymenoptera, Braconidae. Gene Ontology annotation, biological process: adenylate cyclase-activating adrenergic receptor signaling pathway.